UCGCUGGUCGCUGCAAUGGAAGUAAACAGGGACGAAGCGGAGCGCUGCAUCGACAUCGCUACUGCGGCGUUGACCAACGAGCAGCCGGAGAAAGCGCAGCGGUUCCUGGAGAAGGCGCAGAGACUCUUCCCGACAGAGAAAGCCAAGGUGCUGCUGGAGCUGAUAGCAAAGAAUGGAUUUACGCCCAGACAAGGAGGCGGUCACCCAGACGUCAAUGGAGUCUCUGGGCCUAGACAACGGCAGACCCACAGCGAGGAUCGCAGACCUGAAGAAAAACCUUCUGAUACCUCAAAAUCCUAUACGGCAGAUCAGCUAGAUGCUGUGAGGAGGAUAAAACAAUGUAAAGACUUUUAUGAGAUUCUUGGAGUCCAAGCUGACGCCUCCGAGGAUGAACUCAAAAGAUCGUAUAGGAAACUUGCUUUGAAAUUCCAUCCAGACAAGAAUCACGCUCCAGGUGCUACGGAGGCAUUUAAAGCUAUUGGGAAUGCGUACGCUGUUCUGAGUAAUGCCAACAAAAGACGACAGUAUGAUCAAUGCGAGGAAGAGAGGAGGCAUCCUUCAAGACACGGUCCAGACAAUGGAAACUUCGAGCCAGAUAUUUCACCUGAAGACCUCUUUAACAUGUUCUUCGGGGGAGGUUACCCGUCAAGUAAUGCUAAUGUGUACACCAAUGGGCGGAUGCGUUACCCAAGGCGAGAAAGAAGAGAGCGACAGCGUGAUGGAGGCCUUGCUCUCUUUGUGCAGGUCAUGCCCAUACUCAUCCUGGUUAUUGUGUCGGCUCUCAGUCAGAUCAUGGUCAACAGCCCCCCCUACAGCCUCAGCUUCAGGCCGUCAGCAGGUUACACGCAGAAGAGGCUGACGGAGAACCUGAAGGUGCCAUAUUAUGUGGGGGAGCAGUUCUCCAGGGAGUUCUCUGGACUGAAUCUGAAGAAUUUGGAGCGGACAGUGGAGGAUGAUUAUAUUUCCAACCUUCGCAACAAUUGCUGGAAGGAGAAACAACAGAAGGAAGGCAUGCUUUACAGAGCUCGCUAUUUUGGAGACACUGACCUGUACCAAAGAGCACAGAGGGCUCGCACGCCAAGCUGCGCCAAGCUGUCCGAGAUCUCAGCUUCAUUACAUGGUUGAUGCUGCUUUCAUAAAUCAAAGUUUCCAGAAUCAACACAAAAGAUUAUCGGCUGUAAAUAGAUGAGCUUUAUCAAUCUGGAGACUGAAGAUGACUCAACAAGCAACACAAACAGACCAGCACCAAUCUGCAUCAAACUGAUCACAGCAACUGAUUUAAGCCAUUUCUGCAGACUUUUAGUAUGUUAUAUAGAUAAAUACUAUUAAUAUAAUGUUUUGACUUGGAAGAAAACACCAAGCCCCAGUUUUGACUGGGAGCCAUGAAGCAGGCAGAGGUCACUUCAUGGUUUUUGUGAGAAUGCAGUAUGAAACCAGACUGUAGCGACAUUAGAUAUAGAUGUACGGAUGUUAUUUAUGUAGCAGUUUAUAGAUACCACAGUGAGCGCUUCCUCUUUUAUUUUACAUAGUCAAACCAGCUGAGACGAGUUUUGUUUGACUUCAAAUGCACAUUCUGAAACUAUGCAGGAAUAAUAUGAAACCUCUGAUAAAUACACUCAUAAUGUCUAGGGUUUGUCAGACACUUUAACACCUGAGAUUUGUCUUCUUCUGCUGUGUGUGUGAGAGAGAAUUAGAAAAUGUCCCUUUACACUUUGCCUCUUUCAUUUGCAUUCAAAAUAGAAUUACAUACUGUAACUUGAUGGCACUUCACAAUAAAAGCCAAGGGAAUGAGAGAUGUGCCUACCCACAAAGUGGGACUUUAACAGGUUCUAGUUUUUGAGCGUAAUGUCUGAUGAACAUCAUCUGUUGGAAAAAGCCAUUUUUGGCACACCUUUUAAGUUUAUAGUCUGCUAUUUAUGUUUUGUAUAAAGUUGGAUCGACAGACUAGGAAAACACAGAUCUUGCUCACCUUUUCCACCAUGUUUUUACU
This is a messenger RNA of Plectropomus leopardus (leopard coralgrouper), 1990 nucleotides long. RefSeq names its product DnaJ heat shock protein family (Hsp40) member B12b (gene dnajb12b). Gene Ontology annotation, molecular function: Hsp70 protein binding. NCBI's taxonomy places the organism in Eukaryota, Metazoa, Chordata, Actinopteri, Perciformes, Serranidae. The record is from RefSeq and is a predicted model, not a curated record. Gene Ontology annotation, cellular component: endoplasmic reticulum membrane. Gene Ontology annotation, biological process: cellular response to misfolded protein.